Molecule: messenger RNA, 1432 nt
Organism: Aspergillus versicolor CBS 583.65
Lineage: Eukaryota; Fungi; Ascomycota; Eurotiomycetes; Eurotiales; Aspergillaceae
Exons: 4
Coding region: 408-1253 (281 amino acids)
Cellular component (GO): intracellular anatomical structure
Molecular function (GO): oxidoreductase activity, acting on NAD(P)H, oxygen as acceptor
Source: RefSeq, a predicted model, not a curated record
UGAAUGUGUAGACUUAACGAGUUGUUAGACUAUCUCGGGCUACAGUAUACACGCAACUUCACCUGCUCAAUAGCAGGUUUGCCCUCAUCAGCUCCUAGGAAACUCUAAAAAAUUGCAUCCUCUUUGUAACAGCAGGACUAUCCUUAUAUUGCAGACAUGGGAGUAUCUUGUCAUGGUGGGAAAGGGCGCAGUCGAUACUGAAAUAAAGUGCAUAAAGAUUAUGACUCUUUACUUUCAGCCUGAUAUACUUCAUUGCAGCCCAUGAAGAUAUUCCCUCGGCCUACAGCGGCCUUGAUCUCCUUCCCCGCACUCUCCAAGUCCGUCUCCAACGGCAUCAUACCUCCACUGAACAUACAAAACACUCAGAGGAGUAACCAGCUACUAUCCUCUACACAAUUCCCGAUAACAUGCAGGCUCGCGAGACCAAGCCCUCUCAAGGCAACCCAACAGCGCCCAGCGCCAGUCUCUUUCGACUCGAUGGGCGCAGCAUCAUCAUCACCGGGGGCAUCGGUUUCCUCGGUCUCACCGUCGCCCAAUCCGUCCUCGAAAGCGGCGGCGACGCAUACUGCCUGGACUACCUAGAUAGCCCGCGACCAGAGAUAUGGAGUCCCCUCGAAGGAACCGCAAACAAAUACUCCGGCAUCGUCAAAUACCACAAAUGCGACGUCACAACCCCCGACGACGUUACACAAGCCAUCUCAGCCGUAGCCUCAACAGCCCGGCAUCCCAUCCGCGGCCUGGUCGCCUGCGCCGGCGUCUCAGACAAAGACCCCGCGACCGAAUUCUCAGUCGACCGAUUCCGGCGCCUCAUGGACGUCAACGUCACAGGGACGUUUUUAUGCGCGCAGGCCGUCGCGCGCGAGAUGCGCAGCGCCAACGUCAGCGGGAGCAUGGUUCUCGUUGCCAGUAUGAGCGGGACGAAUGUGAACAAGGGCGUUGAUACAGCUGCGUAUAACACGUCCAAGUCUGGGGUUCUGCAGCUGGCGCGAUCUCUCGCUGCGGAGUGGGGAUCGAGGCCUGGGAUGCCGCUUAUUAGGGUGAAUACGUUGUCUCCGGGGUAUAUCCGGACGGCGGCGACGGAGGAUACGUUGAAGAUUCCUGGGAUUGAGGAGCUUUGGAGUGGGGAUAAUAUGUUGAAUCGCUUGAGUACGGUUGAUGAGUUUAGGGCGCCUGUGCUGUUUUUGCUGGGGGAUGGGAGUAGUUUUAUGACGGCGUCGGAUUUGCGUGUUGAUGGAGGGCAUUGUGCUUGGUGAUCAUCCAUUGAUAAGGAACUUUCGAGCUCUACUACACACAUAGGGUGACCUACCCAUCCCAUUCAAUAUAUUUUACUAUAUAACAGUAUAAAUAGCUACUCCGUUAUGGCUGAUUUUGCGAUAACGCCAAGGCCAGUCGCUCGUGUGACGGUAUUGAACAGCUUCAAAUAUUACCGAGU